Molecule: messenger RNA, 471 nt
Organism: Thrips palmi
Lineage: Eukaryota; Metazoa; Arthropoda; Insecta; Thysanoptera; Thripidae
Exons: 4
Coding region: 71-409 (112 amino acids)
Source: RefSeq, a predicted model, not a curated record
UUUAAACUGGUAGGUUGCUGCCAGGUUCUGUCACUUGUAAAGAAUAUAGUAAAAGGGACAAACUGCUGGAAUGAACGGAAGUACAACAAUGGAAGGAGUGGCAAGUAUAAGUCAUACCAAAGGAGAGGAAGAAUCACAGAAAGAUGUUAAUUCACAGUGUCGAAAGAAACCACCAACGCAAAAUAGAAAAACAAAACUAAAAAAAAAGAAGCGUGCCAAAAAGAUGGAGCUGAGAAAAGCGAAGCGGAUUGAACAAGGGAAGGCAGCAGCUGCUAAAGCUGCUGCAGAACAAGCUGCUGUUGCUUCGAAAGCAGCUGGUGAACCGACGAGACCUCGGUGUCUAAGGGAUCUCCCUUCAAGAAGGGCCGCAGCAGCUCAAAGGGAACAGGCAAGAUUCAAAACGCAAUGAAAGUCUGAUCAUGGUUUAAGGUUAAUCACUCUUGUUAAAAGGCAAGUUUUGGGUUGUGGGCA